AUGGACAUGCAGCCGCAGCCUACGUGGCAUUCGUUUUGUGAUCAACACGUCCUGUCAUCGGACGGAUUCUACGACUUCGUGGAAGACGAAGGUGACCGUCGUGCGGCUAACGUACGAGAACGUAAACGAAUGUGCAGCAUCAACGUCGCAUUCAUCGAGUUGAGGAACUACAUUCCGACGUUCCCAUUCGAAAAACGGCUAUCAAAGAUCGACACGCUCAACUUGGCCAUAGCCUACAUUAAUAUGUUGGAAGAUGUUUUGAGGUCGCCCAUGGAUCCUCAUCGCUAUAUUCGCCGAUGUGUAGCUAUGUCGCGUAGCAGUCAUCCCAAUGCUCCCUCAUGGAGCACCAGUGGUCGCCCAUGGAUCCUCAUCGCUAUAUUCGCCGAUGUGUAG
Molecule: messenger RNA, 393 nt
Organism: Ostertagia ostertagi
Lineage: Eukaryota; Metazoa; Nematoda; Chromadorea; Rhabditida; Trichostrongylidae
Source: the annotation of a GenBank genome assembly